This is a messenger RNA of Brassica oleracea var. oleracea, 123 nucleotides long. RefSeq lists its product as uncharacterized. The transcript has 2 exons. Bases 1 to 123 code for a protein of 40 amino acids. NCBI's taxonomy places the organism in Eukaryota, Viridiplantae, Streptophyta, Magnoliopsida, Brassicales, Brassicaceae. The record is from RefSeq and is a predicted model, not a curated record.
AUGGAAGAAAAGAGUGAUUGGCUAUUGAGAUUUGCUGUGUUUUUUCUAGUAGUUCUUGUGGUCCCUACCCAAACAGAAUGUGUUCUUCCCUCUCGACAAGAACCACUUCCUGAAGGAAACUGA